AUGAAGAUGUGGAAAUGUGUAGAUGAUGCUGCUGCUGCUGAUUGUGAAGCUGCUGCUGCUGCUGCUGAUGAUGAUGAUGAUGUGAUGAUGGAGACAAAGAUGAUGGGGAUUGAUUGGUGUUGGUUUGUAGAGGCAGUGACAAAGCUGUACAUUGCGUCAUUAUCCUACCGGAGGAUAAGGAACCAGAUUGCUGUAGCCAUGGCAGCAGGUGAUAAAGUUGCGUUGAAGAAACUGGUUGUUCUGCGGCGGAUGCUCUUCUUGGACGUCAUCAAGUUGGGAUGUGACCUGCCGUUGUCAGUGCAUUAUGCUCGCAUGUACGACAAUGGCCCUUCGACUGUUCCGGACCGAUGGGUUGGCAUUCUUGGAGUUGUUGGAUCCUUGGCACAAUUUCUCGUGAGGUUCCAGCAGCAAACUCAUUCCUACUCUUUGGAUCUUUGUCUCUCGAACAAGAUUGCAUGA
Messenger RNA from Guillardia theta CCMP2712, 459 nucleotides. RefSeq lists its product as hypothetical. The record is from RefSeq and is a predicted model, not a curated record. The transcript has 5 exons. The coding region runs from base 1 to 459 and encodes 152 amino acids. Lineage: Eukaryota; Cryptophyceae; Pyrenomonadales; Geminigeraceae.